AUGGAGAAAUCAUGUACGCUGCUCAUUCACUAUGACAAAGGAACUCCUGCGGUUGCGAACGAGAUCAAAGAAGCUCUUGAAGGGAACGAUAUACCUGCGAAAAUCGAUGCCUUGAAGAAAGCAAUCAUGCUUUUGCUUAGUGGCGAAACGUUGCCUCAUCUUUUCAUCACUAUCAUCAGAUACGUUUUGACGUCUGAGGACCACACGGUCCAGAAGCUGCUGCUGCUUUACUUGGAGACGAUCGAGAAAACCGAUGCCAAAGGGAAAGUGCUUCCUGAAAUGAUAUUGAUUUGUCAGAAUCUGAGGAACAACCUUCAGCAUCCGAACGAGUACAUCCGUGGAGUUACCUUGCGGUUCCUUUGCCGAUUGAGAGAGACUGAAGUUAUGGAGCCUCUGAUUCCGUCAGUGUUACAAAACUUGGAGCAUCGCCAUCCGUUUGUCCGCAGGAACGCGAUUCUGGCUAUUAUGUCCAUAUAUAAGCUCCCACAAGGUGACCAGCUCUUGGUAGAUGCACCUGAGAUGAUUGAGAAAGUUCUCUCGAGCGAGCAGGAUCCCUCCGCCAAACGAAACGCCUUCCUUAUGCUCUUCAACUGCGAUCAAGACCGAGCGAUAAAUUAUCUUCUCACAAAUGUUGAUAGAGUUUCCGAGUGGAAUGAGUUGCUUCAGAUGGUGGUUCUGGAAUUGAUCAGGAAAGUGUGUAGGACCAAGCCAUCGGAAAAGGGGAAGUAUAUUAAGAUCAUCAUCGCUUUGUUAAAUGCGCCUUCGUCUGCAGUGACCUAUGAAUGUGCUCAGACGUUAGUUACUCUCUCAUCUGCUCCCACUGCCAUUAGAGCAGCUGCCAACACCUACUGCCAGCUUCUUCUUUCUCAGAGUGACAACAAUGUGAAGCUUAUUGUGCUCGAUAGGCUGAAUGAGCUCAAGGCCUCUCAUAGGGAGAUUAUGGUUGAGAUGAUCAUGGAUGUGCUAAGAGCACUCUCUAGUCCGAAUCUCGACAUUCGCAGGAAGACACUUGAUAUCGUCCUUGAAUUGAUUACUCACCGGAACGUCAAUGAGGUCGUGCAAACUCUGAAGAAAGAAGUUGUGAAGACGCAAAGCGGAGAGCUUGAGAAGAAUGGUGAUUAUAGACAGAUGCUCGUCCAAGCCAUUCACGCUUGUGCGGUCAAGUUCCCUGAAGUAGCAGGCGCUGUUGUCCAUCUUUUGAUGGAUUUCUUGGGUGACACCAACGUGGCUUCAGCUCUUGACGUGGCUGUUUUCGUCAGAGAGAUAAUAGAAUCAAACCCCAAACUGAGGGUUUCAAUCAUAACCCGCUUGUUGGACACCUUUUACCAGAUUCGCGCUGCGAAGGUUUUCCCAUUUGCGCUUUGGAUUGUUGGGGAGUAUUGCUUAUCACUCUCUGAGGUUGAGACUGGUAUAGCAACCAUCAAGCAAUGCCUUGGCGAGAUGCCAUUUUACUCUGUUUCCGAGGAGGCAGAGUCAAACGAUUCUUCAAACAAAACUCCGCAGAACACCUCUGCUACAGUCUCCUCUAGAAGACCUGCCAUUCUUGCUGAUGGAACUUAUGCUACCCAAAGUGCUGCCUCUGAAACCGUAUUCUCUCCCUCUACAGUUGCUCAGGGAUCGCUGGCUUCUGGAAAUUUGAGAUCUCUUAUCUUAACUGGCGACUUUUUCCUCGGAGCAGUGGUUGCUUGCACAUUGACCAAACUUGUUCUCAGGUUGGAGGAAGUGCAGUCAUCCAAAACAGAGAUAAACAAGGCGAAGACCCAGACUUUACUCAUCAUGGUCUGUAUGUUGCAACUAGGGCAAUCUCAUGUGGUUCCUCAUUCAAUUGAUCCUGAUUCUUACGAGAGGAUUGUGCUCUGCAUCAAAUUGAUUUGCCAUACAAGUGAUGAGAUGAAGAAGAUAUGGUUGGAAUCCUGUCGCCAGAGUUUUGUCAAAAUGCUCUCCGAGAAACAGCUACGGGAACUAGAGGAACUCAAAGCCAAGGCCCAAAUAUCUAACGCUCAACCUGAUGAUCUUAUUGACUUCUUCCAUCUGAAGAGCCGGAAGGGUAUGAGUCUACUUGAGUUAGAAGACCAAGUACAAGACGACUUAAAACGCGCAACCGGAGAAUUCACCAAAGACGAAAAUGAUGCAAACAAGCUCAACCGGAUUCUUCAACUCACAGGAUUCAGUGACCCAGUCUACGCAGAGGCGUAUGUGACAGUCCAUCACUAUGACAUUGUCCUUGAUGUCACGGUUAUCAACCGUACUAAAGAAACACUCCAGAAUCUGUGUCUGGAAUUGGCGACUAUGGGGGAUCUAAAGCUCGUCGAGCGUCCUCAGAAUUACACACUUGCGCCUGAAUCAAAGAAGAAGAUAAAAGCCAACAUCAAGGUUUCCUCUACCGAGACUGGGGUCAUCUUCGGGAACAUUGUCUACGAGACUUCAAAUGUCAUGGAGCGAAACGUUGUGGUCCUCAACGACAUACAUAUCGAUAUCAUGGAUUAUAUCUCUCCUGCUGUGUGUUCAGACUCUGCGUUCAGGUCCAUGUGGGCAGAAUUCGAAUGGGAAAACAAGGUUGCUGUAAACACUAAAAUUGAAGACGAGAAAGAGUUUCUUGAUCACAUUAUCAAAUCAACAAACAUGAAGUGCCUCACUCCAACAUCUGUGUUAGAUGGCGAGUGCGGUUUUCUGUCAGCUAACUUAUACGCGAAGAGUGUGUUUGGGGAAGACGCAUUGGUGAAUGUGAGUAUCGAGAAGCAAACCGACGAAAAGCUUAGUGGUUACAUAAGAAUCCGAAGCAAGACGCAAGGGAUUGCUCUUAGUCUUGGAGAUAAGAUUACUCUUAAGCAAAAAGGGCCAAGUAGCUGA
Microthlaspi erraticum is the source of this 2850-nucleotide messenger RNA. The record is from the annotation of a GenBank genome assembly. NCBI's taxonomy places the organism in Eukaryota, Viridiplantae, Streptophyta, Magnoliopsida, Brassicales, Brassicaceae.